AUGUCUCAACAAGUACCUGAAUCACCUCAAAAUUCCUGGCAAGAUCAAGAUGAAGUGCCAGAAUCUCCAACCAUCACACCUCACACUCUCAAUGAUUUGAAUGACAGUACCACUAUUGCUACUAGUAGUAACAACAACAACCAAAUCCUGACAUUAAGAAGCGCACCUCCUGCUUGCUUCUCUUCAACGAGUUCCGUUGUUGAUUCCGAUCAAAAUAAUUUAAAUAAUAAUAGUAGUGGUUGCACCUAUCAUGAUCAUAUCGAUGAUUCUGAUCUCAUCAUUGAUGAUGAAUUAUAUAAAGAAUUAUUGCAAGAUGAGAAUCAUCACAUGCAAUCGUUGUUAACAACGAAUAAUAAUCCAGGAAGCACUUCUCAAUCCGAUGAUGACAAUUCUGACAAUCAUCCUUCCAAUGAUUCUAAUACCACUAAUACCUCUUACGAAUAUCAAGAUGGUUUCUCAUUAGAUAUUCAUCACAAAUCGAUUGAAAAUAUUUUGGAUAUUCUGUACAGCAGUGAUUAUCCUCCUCCUCCAUUACAGUUAAUAGAAAAUGAUGAAACCUAUGACUUUCCAUUUCCUACCAAAUCACAAUUAUCACAUGUAUUUCGCACGAUGAAAAUAUUAUUUUUAUUUACAUUUCUUACGAGAUGUUUAUCUGAUAAAGAUCAAUUCAAAAGAGAAAUACUUUCACAUUUGAGUACAUUUAAAGUACUUCAUAGAGGAUUUAGAAUGAAUCAUGUUGAUAUCAUUUGUCAUGAUAUUAUUCAACAAGUGUUAUUGAGAGCACCUAUGAAACUGACAGAAAUUAUCAAAUUAUCAUCCUCAACUAUUUUGAAUACUAUGAGUAAUACUUUGAAUACUAUGACUAGUUCUGAUAUUACUACUACUACUACGACUACUUUGAAUACGACCACUUCUCCUACUAUUAUCAAUGAUGCUCAAAAUGAAUCAUUGACAACACCAUCUCUUCACAACUCAUCAUUGACAACACUACCAACUCUUCAAAACAACAGAUCAAUCCAUGAAUUUCUCUCAUUCGGUGAUCCAAUACUUGAUGAAUUAUUUGAAACAUCAAUUUCUAAGAGAGAUGGUAUUUAUGGCAUUCCAAUCAAAGCAACAAGUGGUGGAUUUAUUAUUGAAUUAAGUGGAGUUGCUGGAAGUGGAAAAACACAAUUAGCACUUCAUUUAACUUUACAAUGUUUAUUGAAUCGUAAAUUUGGAGGUUUAAAUUCUAAAGUAUUAUAUUUACACUCUGAAAGUUAUCCUAUGGAUCGAUUGAAUGAAAUGAUUGAAGCAAAAACUAGACAAUUGAAUGAAUAUUAUUCUCGUCAUCAUUCUCAAAAUCCUAUUGAAUUUUCUAAAGAUUAUUUCCUUAAUAAUAUUAUUCAACGUAACAUUUCCAAUACCAAUGAAUUCAAUGAUUUACUCAAACCAAACAUCACGUCCAUGAGUCACAUGUCACCUCUCGAGAAUGUUAUUGAAAAGAAAAAUAUUAGACUUGUCAUUUUAGAUUCCAUAGGAAUGUUAUUUAGAGAUUCACAUGCGAGUAGAAAAUCAACCAUUGAGAGAUCAGAAACCUUACAAUUUCAAAUUCAACACAUGAAAUAUCUUGCUACGAAAUAUAAGAUCAUAUUCUUAAUUCUCAAUCAAGUGUCAGCAAUAUUUGAGGAUGAUGUGAAUCAUGAAUUAGUAAGAAAAUAUCAUCAAAGUCAUCCAAAUGAUACAUUGAAUUGUGAAGAAGCAUUGGAAUGUUAUUUGUAUGAUCAUCGAACAUUAUCAUUAGGUACAAUGAGGAGUGGUGAUAAUGGUGGUGGUGCAACCUGUAGUAGUAGUAGUAGUAGUAAUUUUUAUAAUAGUUCGAUCUGUGAUGAUAGUGAUGGUGGUAGUGGUAGUCAUGGUGACCAUCUUAAUGAUGAUGACUCAUUGUUCGAUUCUAUUGGAGACAUUUCAAGUGUUCGAUCCUAUUUUAAACUCACACCCAGUGAAAAAGUCAAACCAACACUAGGGUUGCAUUGGUCUUCUCUCAUUGAUAUUCGAUUAUUCCUCACCAAGUUGAAUCGGAGGGAUGUUGUGAUUGCAUCUCGUUCGAGAUUGAGAAGAGACAUGAAGAAAUUCAAACCGAAUGAUCAUGACGAUGAUGAAAACUCUUCACCUGUGUAUUUAAGGGAUUAUGAAACACAAGAACCUAAAUAUGAAAGUGUGAAUGAUUAUUCGAGACAAAUUCAUGUCAUUUAUUCUCCCUUCUCACCGACCACAAGUCGAUCUUUCCUCAUUGAUUCCUUUGGUGUUCGUGGAGUGUAA
Messenger RNA from Naegleria fowleri, 2298 nucleotides. RefSeq lists its product as uncharacterized. Gene Ontology annotation, biological process: resolution of mitotic recombination intermediates; telomere maintenance via recombination; t-circle formation. NCBI's taxonomy places the organism in Eukaryota, Heterolobosea, Eutetramitea, Acrasida, Naegleriidae. Gene Ontology annotation, molecular function: ATP binding; ATP-dependent DNA damage sensor activity; four-way junction DNA binding. Gene Ontology annotation, cellular component: replication fork; Rad51C-XRCC3 complex. The record is from RefSeq and is a predicted model, not a curated record. The transcript has a single exon. The coding region runs from base 1 to 2298 and encodes 765 amino acids.